GGCCGCGGGCAGCGCGAGGGGCGUCUAGCGCCCGGCUCGGCGGGGAGCAGCGCCGCGCGCCGGGCUCCCUCUCCCCGCGCCGGCGCGAGCCAUGUCCCACCCGCGCGUGAGGCGCAACGGCUCCCCCACCCCGCCCGCCGGCCUGGGGGGAGGGGGCGCCGCCGGGGCCGCCGCUCCCACCCCUGCCGCGGCCGCCGGCGGCCCGGGGGGAGCCAGCAGCCGCCUGCAGCCCAUGCGGGCCACAGUGCCCUUCCAGCUCAAGCCGCAGCAGCACGGCAGCCCCACGCGGGGCGGCGGGGCGGCGGGUCUCCCACGCGCGGCGCCCGCCUCGCGCAGCGCCAGCCCCACGCGCGCGGCGCCCGCCAACACCAGCGGCGCGCGCGCCGGCCCGGCCGUGGCCACGCAGACGCCGGGGGGAGGCGGUGGCGGCGGCUCCGCCCCCGCCCCGUCCUCGCGCGGCAGCCCCACGCGCGCGGGGCCCAGGGGCAGCCCCCCGCGGCCGCCCGCCCCGCCGCUGCCUUCGUCGCCCUGCGCCUCGCCCGGGCCGCCGCCACCGCCUGAGGGGAGCGGCGCUGCCGGCCGCGUCCGCCAGCGCCAGAGGCGGCGCUCGCCGGAGCCGCCGCGGAGCUCCCCUGAGAGCAAGAGCCCCAGCUCCCCGGGGGCCCGAGUUGACAAAUCACGACCACCCUCAUCAAGCCCUUCUAGUAUCAUUCGUCGUACGUCAUCACUGGAUACGCUUGCAGCACCCUACCUAGCUGGGCAAUGGCCUCGUGAUAAUCAUGGACAAACUGCUCCAUGUAUGAGGGACAAAGCCACACAGACAGAGAGUGCCUGGGCUGAAGAAUAUUUAGAAAAGAAGAGAGGUUCUCACAAGCGUUCAGCGUCAUGGGGCAGCACAGACCAACUCAAGGAGAUUGCAAAAUUGCGUCAACAACUGCAGAGAAGUAAGCACAGCAGCAGGCAUCAUCGGGAUAAAGAAAGACAGUCGCCAUUCCAUGGUAACCAUGCAGCCAUUAAUCAGUGCCAGGCUCCCAUCCCAAAGAGUGCACUCGUCCCUGUGAUACCUAUCACCAAAUCAGCAGGCUCCCGAUUCCGAAACAGCAUAGAGGGCCUAAACCAGGAGAUUGAGAUAAUAAUUAAAGAGACCGACAAAGAAGAACAGCUUAUUCCACAAGAUAUUCCAGAUGGGCAUCGUGCUCCUCCUCCAGUGGUCCAGCGCAGCAGUAGUACUCGCAGCAUUGAUACCCAAACACCUGGUGGUGCAGAUAGGAGCAGUAACAACAGCAGCCGCUCGCAGUCUGUGUCCCCCACCUCAUUCCUCACCAUCUCGAAUGAAGGUAGUGAGGAGAGCCCAUGUUCUGCAGAUGACCUUCUUGCUGACUCCAGAGACAAAGAGAAUGGGAAUAAUUCUCCCCUACCCAAAUAUGCUACCUCACCGAAACCCAACAACAGCUACAUGUUCAAACGUGAACCUCCUGAAGGAUGCGAGAAGGUCAAAGUCUUUGAGGAAAGCUUGCCAAAGCCAUUGCAUGAAAUUCCAGCCUUCUACUGUCCUGACAAGAACAAAGUGAAUUUCAUUCCCAAAAGCGGCUCUGCUUUCUGCCUUGUUAGUAUCCUCAAGCCACUCCUUCCUACACAGGAUCUUACACUCAAGGGCACUACUCAUAGUCUGACUGUCUCCUCUGGCAUGACAUCCAGCUUGCUACAGCCCAUUUCUAUGGCCUCUCUAUCUGCAAACACAGAUCAAGACCGGAUCUCCCGUGGAACAAGUACAGUAACACCACAAACGUCUAUCCUCCAGCAGUCAGGACAUACUGAGGAAGCUGAGGGAUAGGUUUCUAUUCUCUUGGCAUUGUUCUGGAAAGACUUCUGGGAAAACCUUGAUCACACUUUGCAUCGUUUUAAUGGUUUAUGACAUUGUUGUAGUCAGACUGUUGUACUGCUGUUCUUAUCAACAUGACUUUGUUGGUAGCUUGCUGAAGUAUCCAGGAAGAAGCAGCAGCUGAAGCACUGCCGUACUAUGCUUAUGAAAGCUCAAAUUCAGUUUUUUGCCUGCAUUUUUUAAACAUUGGUAAAACAGAGACCAUCAGUAAUUCUUUGCCCUUGGAAGGACAAGUUAUUGUGAUACUUUGUGUCCUUAUUAGACUUUUCCAUUAUAAAAAAUCUUAAGACUGAGCAGCUGACCCCCAGUCUCUGUUGUGAUCUGCAACUAAAUGGCUUGCAAGACCCAUCUUUUGUACAAAAGAAGUAUUUUAUAACAACAAAAGUUUGCCUUUUCUGAUGCAUAGCAGGUAACAGGAUGUCUAAAAGACACUUCCCUGACCACUGUUUCCCUUUUUUGGGGAGGAGGGCUUGGUUUUCUCAGCUCUUCCAGCUGCUGGGACCAAAGGAUUAUUGACAUACUUCAGUCUCAGUCAUAUGUGAUCUUCUUCAACAGCCUGCUCCCCAUAAAUAAAAACGAAUGCAUUUGAGAAUUUCAAUAUGAAAAGAAAUAAAAAAGCUGCAUAUUAUGUGCUGUUGGAGGUUUGUGCUUUGGAAAACCCCAAUACUCUUGAAACCCCUCCCUAUCUAAAAUUUAAUUACAUAGCUGGAAAAGGCAUUUCAUAGCAUUUGUUUCAAUAGUGUAAUUUAUCCACAGAUUUUUUUUUAAUAUAUAUUUAUUUAGGGGAAGGAGUGGAACAUUUCUCCUGCACUUUUUCCCUCUUCAAAAAUCCUGUCAUUUGCCUCUUGGAAACUCAUUUGUCAUUCAGUCUGAAUCAUUAAUCACUUUUGGGGGGAAAAAAUCAUUCUGCUUGGUUCAUCGCUGUACUAUAGCUCCUAGCCACAUGAUAUUGAAAUGUCUGUGCAUGGCUUUCUCCUCCUUGUCAUGGUGCUGUUUGUGCAUCUGUUGAGGAUAAUAGUUUGUCAUGCAUGGUAUCUGACACCGUAUCCACAGCAACAGAUAUUCCCUUUUGACUAGUAACUUAGUCUAGGAUGUUAAGCAGAAGAUUUUUUGACAACUGGUUCUAGUCUGCAGCUGUUUACAUUUUCUUGUACACCUACAUGGUUCUUUUACAAUUACAAUAAAAAAUGAAAAUGAGGCGGGGGGUGUGCUUUUCACACGACUCAUUCAGGGCUUACACAGAGGCUUGCAGAUAUUGAAAGUGCACUUCUCAAGUUUGAAGAAAGAAAUAUAGUGCAAACAACUGCAACUGCUUAAUUACCAAAGUAGUUCCUGGUUAUAAAAUCAAUUGACAAGAAUGCUGUUGGGAGGCGCAGAGGUUCAAUCCUUUCAAAUUAAGUGUUGUAACGUUUAGACUCUGGGUCCAAAUAUUCAACUGCUGUACUUGAGCAGCUUUCAUUGACAGCAUUUGAUUAAUACAUGGAUCUGCUGCAUAAUCAGGCCCCUGUCUAAUUACAUUUUUUUAUGAACCAUAUCACAAGUGUGAUCAUUUUGUUUCUUCUGCAACACACUAUGAAUUUGGUUACAGAUACUUGAAUUAGGAAAAUGCGUGUGUAUCUUUGCAGUUAAGUUACCUUGUACUUUGAUGCACAGUGUUGGGUCCCAUAAAUCCCAUAAACAACUGAUAUAGCAAUAAAUGUACUAACUGAGUAAAGGUAAAUUGCACCAGCCUACACAUGUUCUGUAUUCAUGGUAUAAUGAGCCCCUUCUUAAACUUCGCUUGAUAGCCCAGCAAAUAAAAACCACCGUGGACCUUUAAGUACUGAAACUUGCUUAUUAGACCUGUUAAAUUAAUGAGUAGAGGAACAAAUCCUGCUCACUUUACUCUUUCUCAUUGGAAUCAAUGAUAUUACUUAUUUAUAGGAAUAUGAGGACUGGGUUUUGAACUAACAGAUCUGGUCUGCACCUAUAAAGCUGGGAUAGAAGGAAUUGAUAAAAAUAAGUGACUAGUGCAUCAAAACUCUAUUUUACUAGCAAUGUUUCCUUAAUCAUGAUUUCUUUGGACACACAGAGAAAUCUCUCUCCUAAAAUAUUUAAGAAUCUUGAUGGAGACUGAAGUUCAAGAUAAAUUGUUCUAGUAAUGUCAGUGUUGGGACAAAAUCUGGUACUAUUCUGACUUCAUGGAAGACAGGAACACUCAAGCCAAAGGGACUUACUUGUAUGAUAUCCAAACCAGUUUUUAAUCCCAUAGCAGUAGCAGGUAAGAGCUGCUACUAUUAAUGCUGCACAGCCUGGUGUUUUAUCAGGAGAGCUUAACCAGAUAGUUAAUUACCAAAGGGCUAAAGUCAGCAUAUGAUAAGCCUUUAUUACAGUCUUGGUAGUUAUUCAGUCUCUGUCCAGCUGCCUCCUAAUGUCCUUUGUUCAGCAGUGAGUGGCUAUUGCAAAAUACAUUGUUUCUGCAUUCUUAGAAUUGUCUUUAGUGCCCACUAGUGUAAUAAUUUAACGUUUCUCUUUUUAAGAUAGAUUAAUGCCCUAUAAGAAAUGUGCACUGGAUAAAUAGUGGGCUACUCCAGUAGGAAAUGUGAGGUUUUCAACUCUUUAUAAAAAUCAUAAAUGGAAUUCAGGAUUUUCAUAGAUUUUUUUCUGGACUGCAUUCAUUGUAUUGGCAGUUCUAUUUUACUAUGGAGCUACAGGAGUGACUCAGCAUUAUGGGUACUGACACAUACAAUUUCACUGAUAUCAGUAUCCUUAGAUAUAGUCUGUUACAAUGCAAUGUUAUCUCUGCAUUAUUCCAUAGUAAUACAAGUGGCUCCAGUUUUUAAUCCUGUUUCAUUCAGGGUUGAAUUUAGGUCAGUUUAGCUAAUUUGUAUCACUCCAUGCUGAUAUAACAGUACAAUUGCUGCAAGGUCCUGAGGAGCAGCUCCCGUCUCCCCUUUUAAAGCAGCUAAUAUGUAUGUUUGUCCAUACCCCAGAUCAGGGCUAUCUUGGGGGAGAGGCUGCAUGCCACUGGCACCACUCACAUAGUGACAAGUGGUUCUGGGCUGAAGGGCUGCCCCAGCAGCACUGAAGUUGGGUAUCUCCUCCCUAGAUAGUAAGUAACAACACCUUUUGUAUAAGAAAAGAAAAGAUAGGAUCAAAAUGUGGAAAUAUUUUGUGCCAGUGCACAAUUAUCUGGUGAAGCUUUUAGGUCAUUUUCAGGACCUUGAUCUCAGAAUAGUGUGUGGAGGAUUUUAAAUUUUUCAGAAAUUUAUUCUUUUGUCUCAUGUAUUGCUAAAGUAAUCUGACCUAAAGGGGUCAAAUUAGUCUAAUGGUACUUUAAUCCCUCAAUAGUAUAUAGGCCAAACAAUCUUUUUGAUUUCUCUAAUAUUUUAAUAAAACAGCCACUUACGUGGCUGUAUAACUUGGUAUACCUAGCACUUGAUUUUCUGGAGCGUAGUGCAUUCUCACCCACAACUGCAAGGCAAUAGGUAGCUGAGUGCUUAGCAUUACUAAAAAACCCAGGUCCCUAGGCAUUUGGGGUUGGGUGCCCCAAAAUGAUCAAUGUAAAUUCUGCAGAGUAAAUGAGGUUUAAGGCCAUUGUAUUAAUAACGUAGCCACAAGCUGGCAACUGCAACUAUUGGAAGACUUUACUUUCCCUCCCUUAUUUGAAAAACACAACAAUAUGCUUUUCUCUUUUAAAUUUAAUUUACUGUUGGUUCUUCACCUGUUUGUGAUAUCACAAGAAACUUGAUGUCAUGGAGAAAAAAGAAUGACAGAACCUCUUAGAGAUUAACUUCUUGAAGAGAAACUUUUAUAUAACAUGCUUGGUAAGAAGGGGGGGAAAAGAAAUAAUGGAGCUACUGAAUGCCAUGGAAACAAAAUUGUUUCUAAAUUUUUAAGGUUCCUGUAAAUCAACAGGAUCUCUUAAAGAACAUAUUUAUUCUCAGGGCAAUUUUUGGUUUAUACUGAACUACAGUUAUUGGAAAUCAAAUUCUGAAGUUAUUGUUGAGUACUGCAGAAGUCAAGUUCACUAGGAAAAAAAGAGUUGGGUCUACACAUGACUGAUCACUGGAACCAUGGCUGGAAGGGACCUUGAUAGGUCAUCUAAUCUGUUCUUUUGCCUCACAGCAGCAUCCUAAAUCAUUCUUGGCAAGUAUUUGUUUUAAGCAUUUCUUAAAAACAGUCCAGUUACGAUUCAACACCCCUUGUCCCCUUGAUAAUGUUUUCCAAUACCAAGAGAUUUUCCUAAUAUCCAACCUAAGUCUCUCGUCUUGUAGUUUAAGCCAGUUAAACUUCUUGUCUUAGCUUGAUGGAGAAGAGUUUGAUUUUCCUCUUUACAGUAACCUUCACAUAUUAUGUUUUUCUCAGAUACAGCUUGCACUUUUUGCCAAAAAAGCUGCUGGAAAUAGGGGAACACCAUUAUAGUGGAAAUAUGGUAACACUUUCUGCUGUUUAAGCUUCUGUCAGGCAAAAGUAACUCUGUGCAGGAUUCACAGGGAGCAGAACAGUAAGUAGUUUUGGCUCCCUCGCUACUGCUACUUGGUUACUUACUACAAAGAAAGAUUCCCUCUGUCGUCCCCCCCCCAUUCUGCCUUUCAGAAACAAGGUGCAUAUCUUAUCAGGGUAUGUUGUACAUGAGAAAAUACGGUAUUUGAAAAAACUGUUUCAGUUUAGAGAAGAUUGAAACGAGACAUAGAUCUUCAAUCUAGGUCAUUUUUCCUAGACCUCUAGUCACUUUUGUUGCUCUCCUGUAGGCUCUUUUAUUUGGUCCUGCCUCUCCCCUGUCCAAAAAUGGAAAGUUACCCAGCUGAGAUUUUACCAGUGCUGAGUAGAAUGAAAGGAUUACCUCUUGUGUCCUGUAUGCAAUACUUUAUAUCCCCCAGUAUAGAGUGUUUUCACAACAGAAUUACAUUAUUGACUUUGCUUUCAGCUUGUGAUCUACUACAACUCCUAGAUUCUCCUCUCCAGAACUACUGGAUAGACAGUCCUUCUGGUGAGAUUAAUGUCAUGCAGUGUGUGCAUGCACAUAAACACUCUGGCUGAAUUUAAGGCCUAAUACAAGUGAAGCAGUACUUAAAGCUGGUAAACUGCAGUCAAAACUGACCAAAGUGUUAGCACUUCUAGGACACCUUUUGAAUCAAGGAAUGUUGUGGUGGUAUUUGUGGGUUUUGUUUUUUUUAAGGGAGCACUGAUUAAAAGGUAAAAACUGAAGUGAUAGGGGCAGUCACGAAUGGUAUCUAUUAUCCUUUCCCAACUUUGAGGUCUCAUUUGUAUUGCCAUUGGUGUCCUGUAUUUAACAGAAUGUAAUGGUAAUGCCAAAGUUCCUUACAAGAGCACCCUCUUUACUGUCUCCUGACCAUUUCUGAAACACGGGUCCAUCUUUGUUGCAGCAGUUCACUGCCAUGGUGUCAAGAAGGAGCACAUUGCCAUUCUGGUUAAUUUUCUUUUGCUGAAAUUUCAUAGCUAUUUUGUUUUGGGGCUUUUCCUCUAACUCUUAUGGACUGAUGUAAGAUCUGUGUCUACAAGACUUCUUUUUUUCCUUAACAAACUUUCAGAUCUGUUAUUGACAUCCUGACCUGAUUCCCACAUUUUCAAUAAUAAUCUCCAAAGCAGAGCUUUGUGUGUUCCUUCAUUUAUCCUUUGCUCUCAAUUUAUCACCGCUCACAAAGGACCUGACUCAUGGGCACCUAAUACUUCGCAACUGGCAAGGCUUCACCCUGUCCCUCCGGUGUUACAGUCAAGGUGCUAUACUGGUUGCAGUUAUUGGUGUUGAGAGCCUUGGGCCCAAAGUUGAUCAGUGCAUUUUAAAACAAAACUUACUUGCUCUCAUGAAAUUCAACUUAGGGCUUAUGUGUCUCAGCCUAAAUAGGUCAAAAGUACUAUGUGCCAGCUAUGUUUCUUUAUAGUUAGUGUUCUCAUGAGCUUAUGGCCAUGGUUUUCAAAACUGCAACAUAGGCACCUAAAAUCAGGCCACAUAUUUCAAUUGUGUUAUAUGUCUACAGCACUCAUUGUCCUGGGAUUUUGUGAGCGCACAGCCACCCUGACAAUAACAGAUUUCUGUUACUUAAGUGCCUAGAUAGACAGGAGACUUGGACAUGCUUUCUGACAACGUUGGCUUGCAUCUACUGUUCAGAGGGAGAAUUUUACCUGUAUUAUAUGCAAUACAUCUAUCCUAUUUCCAGACUUUGAAUUUGAGCAAGCUGCUUUCAAAUGCAAAUAAAAUUUUGUUACUGCAUUCUUGGACUCAUUGCUUGUCUGUAGACAUGGUUUUGUGAGAGUCUCCCAUUCUGUUUUGGGAUUUAUGGUUAGCUCAGCACUAAGUGAGCAGCUGAUUUGCCAUUUACCAGAACAGCAGAUCAAUUAAUUUAAUAAAACUGGAAGUGAGCUUUUCCAAUCAGAUCUGCAAAGAAAAUUUCUCUUGAAAACUAAAGGUCAGUUUAGUGAUCAUUAAACAGGAAUAUUGUUUUCAUUUCCCACUUCAUGAACUGCUUUGCUUUUAUUAAAUAUGCAAAUUUUGAGGGUAUUGGUAUAGAGCUGCCUGGAACUGCCCCUCCAUUUUAUUUUGUAUGAGAGUUGGCUGAUGUCUUUUCCUCUGUUACACUGUGAUAAUUUGUGGAGAUGUUCUUGUAUAUAUUGUACUGAUAGGUUAUUUUGUUGCAUGUGAGGCUAUUUUCUGUAAGCGAGAGGACCUCUAGAGACGUUAUGCAGAAAGGUUUUGGUUCUGACUUAUACUGUUGUAAAACUGGGGUGACCUGGUUGACUUCAGUGGAGUUCCAGGUUUACACCAGUCUUUGAUAUGUGUACUUAUGCCAAUACUACUUUGCACAACCUUGUUUUGAAUCUGAAUUCUGAUUUGUGAACAAUUUCCACUAAAAACACUGAAAAUCUUAGAGGCAGCAAUAGUGGAAUGGGGGCUUUGCCUAAAAUAAAAAAUCAUCACUUCCAGUUAA
This is a messenger RNA of Alligator mississippiensis (American alligator), 8811 nucleotides long. RefSeq names its product family with sequence similarity 117 member B (gene FAM117B). NCBI's taxonomy places the organism in Eukaryota, Metazoa, Chordata, Crocodylia, Alligatoridae. The record is from RefSeq and is a predicted model, not a curated record. The coding region runs from base 92 to 1834 and encodes 580 amino acids. The transcript is spliced from 8 exons.